Molecule: messenger RNA, 2530 nt
Organism: Anoplophora glabripennis (Asian longhorned beetle)
Lineage: Eukaryota; Metazoa; Arthropoda; Insecta; Coleoptera; Cerambycidae
Product: zinc finger protein 557
Exons: 11
Coding region: 354-2435 (693 amino acids)
Biological process (GO): regulation of transcription by RNA polymerase II
Cellular component (GO): chromosome; nucleus
Molecular function (GO): DNA-binding transcription factor activity, RNA polymerase II-specific; RNA polymerase II transcription regulatory region sequence-specific DNA binding; zinc ion binding
Source: RefSeq, a predicted model, not a curated record
AUAGAAGAAGUGUAUUUUUCUUUUCUUUUAAAUUUAAAUUCUUUUAGUACCGAACUGCGUCAAAAAAGGUGCUGCUAGAAUGCAUCAAUGCAAAUUGACAGAAAUUAAAUUAGAGAAUCAUUAAAUAUUAAAUCAUUUACUGAUUAUUGAACCUAGAUAAAGGUUAUUGAACGUUUUUACCAAUCUGCCUGCUUGCCGCUAUUCUGCUAAUCGGUCGUUUAACCACGCAACAACAAACAAAUAUCUUUACUGUAUGUGGACUGUGGAAUGCCGAAAAGUGCUAAGACGUUAAGUGGUUUAAUACUAAGAUUAAUCUAUGCGUUGUAUGAUUUUAACUAUCACAAUCAAGCAUCAUGGUAGUCCGGUGUUGUGUUCGUGGAUGUAAAGUGACAGCCAACGAAGGCAUUAAGAUGCAUGUUUUGCCAAAAAAUGAUGAGAGGAGAAGAAUAUGGUGUCAAUCAAUCAAUAGGCCAGAUUUAUUUGACAUUAACGAAUCAAAAAGGCGAAACAUUAUCAGGAUUUGUGAUAAUCAUUUUUUGGAUAAAUAUAAAAUUGAUUUUCGUAAUGUUAAAACUACAUUAAGAUUUGAUGCUUCACCAUUAAUUACACUAGGUGAGCCAGAGCCUUCAUUAGACAUGUCAGACGCAAACAUUGUUCAUAUAACCAUGCCAUCUAAACACACAGACGAAAGUAGUAAUUGUUCUGCCAGUCUUACCCAUUCAUCCCAAUUUCCUGAGUAUAUUACAGAAGUCUGUGAAGAGACAAACAGCGAAAGCCAUAAAGAAAAUAUCGAUUCUCACGAUCAUUCCGUGAUUAAAGAAGCAGAAGAAGAAGAAUAUCAUUGCAGGACUUGCUUAAAUGUUACUAAAAAAGACACAAGUACGUGGGUCACGGAAAACAUGUUUCUAAAUAAAACCAUUAAGGAUGUAAUAGCGUUUUUGGUUCCCGAAAUGGAAAUGAAACUGAACGACGAUGAGGUGGUGUGCACGAAUUGUUUGAAAAUUUUGAUGUCUACAAUGAAGUUUAUUAUAAAGUGUUUAGAAGUAGAUGCUCUGCUUAUGAAGGAGAAGGAAGAAGUGCAUUGUAAUGAGGACACGUCAUUAAUAGAAAAAUGUGAAAAUGUGGAGGAAAUUGAAAGUGCAGAAGUCGAUACUGAACAUGAUUAUUGCGGCAACACCGUUUCCGUGGGUGACAAUAUGUCGGUUGAAGAUCCCGCUGAUAUAAAGAACGUCACUAUAUUGGACCAAGAGUUAGAUGAGGUCAGCGAAGGAGAUAGUAUGACGUUGCAGUAUGGAAACGUGUCAUAUGUUGAAAAUGAUGUUGAGAUUCAGUACGAGACGGUGGCAAAGUGGCUUCCGAAAAGCGAAGAGGAAGAGUUGAAUGAACAAACGCUUGCCGAGGAAUAUGAGAGUUACGACGAGGAAGCCGAUGUUAAGGAAACACGUAAAUGUUCAACCUGCAUGGAAAGUUUUACAACAAGAAAAGAUUACGAGGCUCAUUGCCAAAUACACCCCCCUUACGUAUGCGAAACCUGUGGCAAGUGUUUCGCAAAGAGAGACUCGCUGAGAGCCCACAGAUUUACCCACAACGAUCCGAACAGCUACAUCUGCGAGGUGUGCGGGAAAGGAUUUAAGGACUACGGCACCCUACGAUGUCACCUAAAGAGUCACGCAAGCGAUCAAACGUACAUCUGUGAUAAGUGCUCCAAAGUGUUUAAGACUAGGAGACUGCUAGACAUUCAUGUAAAAUAUGUUCACGAUAAGGUCUACAGCAAGCAGUGUACCAUAUGCGGCAUUUUCAGUAAGAACGAGGCAGCACUUCAGAUGCACAUGAGAUUGGUCCACUUCAAAGAAAAGCCUUUCGAGUGUAACAUUUGCAAUAAGAAAUUUGGUCGGUCCGACUACUUGCACAACCACAGGUUACGUCACGCAGGCGAGCCGAGAAUCGUUAGCAAACGGCAAUCCGAGAAGAGGAAAGCAAAGAACACAAGGAAGCGGCGUAUAAUUUAUGAUACAGGCGAACCCGUGCCCUGUAAAUUCUGCGGGCAGUGGUACAAAGACAUCAUAAGGUUGAAGCGUCACCUGGAAACGCACCUGAAGAGGUACCCGUGUCAGUUCUGCCCGUUAACGUUCCCCCGCAACAUCCUCUGCAAGAGACACGAGGAGAUUCAUCGGGGCGGUACGGUCAACUUCUCCAGGUGUAACGUGUGCUGGAAAAAGUUUAAAACCAAAGAAGCCCUAGACGAACACGUCAAGUGCCACAACAAUCCGCAGCAUUUCUGCGACUUGUGCGGGAAAACGUUCAACAGGAAGUUCUUGCUGAGCCAUCAUAAGUUGACGGACCACAGUAACAUUCCCGAUGAGGAACAGCCGGAAGAGAUAAUUUAUGAUAGUUUGCUGGAGGUCGGUGGUUUAUCAACGGAAAUGGACGAGUGAUUGUGUUUUUCAAGAGACUGAAGUGAAGGAUAACUAAUAAUUUGUUUUAAAUUUAAAACCGAGUUAUGUUAAUAAAGUUUCAAGUUACUUUCAUU